AGUUAUCAAAAUAAAUUAAAAGUGAAAGUAGAAAUUCGAGAUGUCCUCACGGUCUUGUGACAAUCAUUUCUUUUAAGUUGAUGUCAUGGACGCUGAUGGGCUCCCUUUAGUGGGGUCUGGUGUAGACUAUACUAAGGUUGAAGCUAUUCAACAGAAGAGAACUAUUGCAUUCAUAAACCAUUUCAUCACCCACACUGCAAGCUUUCUUAAUCAGUUCUCCUGUGUUUGUGAGGAAAAACUAGAGCAUCUAUCUAACAGAAUACAAAAUCUGGAAAUUACACUAAGUUUACUGGAAACAAAGUUGUCUUCAAUUCCUGGACUUGACAGUGUAACUGCUCCAACUAGCAGCACCACAUCGGCCCCACCAGCUGCCUCAGACACACCAGCCACCACCUCAGGGACCCCAUCAGCUCCACCUGCCCCUGGGGCACCACCUCCACCCCCUACCCAGGAUGAGGCACCCCCUCCCCCACCCCCAGAGGAAGAGAAUCCCUCUAAUCCUGUGUCCAAGGAUUCUAGAUAUGCUAGAUUCUUCAAAAUGUUACAAGUGGGAGUACCAGAACCUGCAGUCAAAAACAAAAUGAGAGCUGAAGGACUUAACCCAGAUUUACUAGAUACUCCUGAUGCCCCUGCCCCUCCAGCAGAUGUGAAGAAAGCGGACAGUGACAGUGAUUUUAGUGAUAGUGAUAACGACAGCAUGAGUGAUUAGGCUUGAUAAUUACUGUAAUUAUCACCUGUGUAAUUAAUAGAACAAUUAAUCUGCCAAUCCUAAGGGAGAAAGGGAUAAUUUCAUUAAUGUGGCAGGAUAAAUGUGUUAUGUAUGUGAAAUCAUGUCAUUUUGAGUGAUGCUUAGCUUGAAAAAAAAAUAAAGAUCUCUUAGAUUUCAAAUAGGCAUAUUUUACAAAAAUUAAAAUAUGUAGGGCAAUUUGUGGAUUUAUUUCAUAUGUAAUUGAAAGAUUGUUAUGUAUAUACAUGUAUAUAUACUUAAAAUGUUAAAUAAAACUGUGGAUUCCAUGA
Molecule: messenger RNA, 1017 nt
Organism: Saccostrea cuccullata (small rock oyster)
Lineage: Eukaryota; Metazoa; Mollusca; Bivalvia; Ostreida; Ostreidae
Product: WASH complex subunit 3-like
Exons: 6
Coding region: 86-709 (207 amino acids)
Biological process (GO): actin filament polymerization; exocytosis
Cellular component (GO): WASH complex
Source: RefSeq, a predicted model, not a curated record